AUGGCCUUCAAGAACUUCUCGUCCCUUGUCCUCCUGACUUUGGCAUCUCAAGCCGUCCGAGGCGCUGUCAUGAAGCGUGCUACUUGCGCUGACGGACGUACUACUGCGAACGCCGCCUGCUGCGUCCUAUUCCCCAUUCUGGAUGACAUCCAAGAGGCCCUCUUUGAUGGUGCCGAGUGUGGUGAAGAGGUUCACGAGUCCCUUCGACUCACUUUCCAUGACGCUAUUGGUUUCUCGCCAACCAAAGGUGGGGGAGGUGCCGACGGCUCUAUCGUAACUUUCGACGAAAUCGAAACUGCUUUCCACGCCAACGGUGGAAUCGACGACAUAGUCGAUGCGCAGAAGCCAUUUAUUGCUCGCCACAACAUCUCCGCCGGUGACUUCAUUCAAUUUGCUGGCGCUGUUGGUGUCAGUAACUGCCCAGGAGCUCCAAGACUCAACUUCUUGCUUGGUCGCCCGCCAGCUACAGCAGCUUCGCCCAAUGGUUUGAUCCCUGAACCAUUCGACACCGUCACCGAUAUCCUUGCCCGUAUGGGUGACGCUGGCUUCAGCCCGGAAGAGGUCGUUGCCCUUCUGGCCUCACACUCCGUUGCUGCCGCAGACCACGUCGAUGAGACCAUUCCAGGAACACCCUUCGACUCCACUCCAGGAGAAUUUGACUCUCAAUUCUUCAUCGAAACCCAACUCCGUGGCACUGCUUUCCCAGGUGUUGGCGGUAACCAAGGAGAGGUCGAAUCGCCUCUUGCUGGAGAAAUCCGUAUCCAAUCAGAUCACGAUCUUGCCCGUGAUUCUCGCACUGCUUGCGAGUGGCAAUCCUUCGUUAACAACCAGGCCAAGCUUCAAUCCGCUUUCAAGGCUGCUAUGGACAAGUUGGCUACACUCGGUCAAGAUCGCUCAAAGCUCAUUGACUGCUCUGAUGUUAUCCCUGUCCCCAAGCCAUUGCAGAGCAAGGCCCAUCUCCCUGCUGGCCUGACGAUGAACAACAUCGAGCAAGCGUGUGCUUCUACACCCUUCCCAGCUCUCACUGCCGACCCUGGCCCAGUCACUACUGUCCCCCCUGUGUAA
Pleurotus ostreatus (oyster mushroom) is the source of this 1065-nucleotide messenger RNA. Its product is annotated as Versatile peroxidase vpl1. Gene Ontology annotation, molecular function: heme binding; peroxidase activity. Bases 1 to 1065 code for a protein of 354 amino acids. The record is from RefSeq and is a predicted model, not a curated record. Gene Ontology annotation, biological process: cellular response to oxidative stress; hydrogen peroxide catabolic process; response to reactive oxygen species. The transcript is spliced from 10 exons. NCBI's taxonomy places the organism in Eukaryota, Fungi, Basidiomycota, Agaricomycetes, Agaricales, Pleurotaceae.